GCUCGGCUCCUGUGGCCCCGCUCCGGCUCCUGUGGCCCCGCUCGGCACCCGCGGCAGCGCCAUGGCCACGGCCGCUCUCCUCGGCCCCGUGUUGUUCAUUUACUUCACAUGUAUAUCUACUGUCCAGACUACUGACUGUCUGCACUUGAGGGAGCAAUGUAUUAAUGCUGGAAAUGGAUGUGAGAGUGUCUGGAAUGUGGUUGAAGAUGCCUGCAAUAUUUCAGUUCUAGGUAAUAGAUGCAAGGCAGAAGACAGUGUUGGAUGUAAUAGAAUAAUCCAGGUCCUGGCUGAUGAAUACCCAGAAUUUAGAAACUGUGUCUGCACUACAGACGAUAUCUGUAGCAUCACAACUUUGCUUGGGGAACUGUGCAACAUCAACAAAGACUAUUUGGAGUCUCCCUCGGGGUCGGACCCUGAGCUGGGUGUCAGGCCCCCCAGGAGCCCCGCGGAUCCGGGGAGCUGCAGCGUGGCGAGGCGGCUGUGUCGGGAGCAGCCGCGCUGCUGGGCUGCGCACCGGAGCUUCCAGCGGCACUGCCGGGCACCCGCGGGCACCUGCAGCUCCCCCCGGCCUGCCAGCUGCCUGCUGGCCUGGAAAGAGCUGAGCACAACGCCCCUGGGAAGGUGCACCUGCCCAGAGCCGCGUCGGGUGAGAUGCAUCACAAUUUGGAAGGGAAUAUUCAACAACCCUUGCUUACAGCACUCGCAGGAGAGCCAGGCCUCGGGAGCUGGUGACAGUGAUGGCAGUGAUGAUGACGAUAAUGCUGAUCUUGAUGACAAUAUUAGUAUGGAAACAAAAUUACAAUGGGGUUUAUCUGCUCUCUCUAAACAAGCACACACAACAAACAGGAGCUGUUUGGAUGUGAACAGGGAGUGUGUUGAAGAUGAAGUGUGUAACAAACAGCUGUCCCUGUACCUCAAACUGUGCUCAGUAAAUAAGAAGUGCAAUGUGGAAGGAUGUCAAGCAGCCAUAAGGUUCUUCUAUGGAAACAUGCCUUUUGAAGUUGCCCAAAUGAUGAUAUUUUGUGACUGCAUCCAGCAUGAUGAAUCCUGCUACAGAGCCAAAGAACUUCUCCAUGGCAAGCCCUGUGCAGUUACUGUAGUUCCACCCCCAUCAUGUCUGAAUGUAAUCCAGAUGUGUGAAGAGAAUGAAUUGUGCAGGAAAAAAUACACAACUUUUCGGUCAAAGUGUUGGAGACACGUGACAAAAAAGUGUUACAAUGAUGAAGCUUGUCUUGAAACUUUGCUCAAGGAUGACGUGCCCUGUUCUGCCACCGCUGAUUGCAAAGCAGCCUUUGUCAGCAGCUGGGGCACGAUGCUGCUCACAGAGUGCACCUGCCAAAACGUGCCUGCCGUGGAGCAGCCUUUGUGUGAGCUCUUCCACCACAUGCUGCACAGCAAAUCCUGCUUCAGGGACUUGCGUCAAAUUUCUAUUCAGAAGAAGGGUUUUCACUGGGUAAAUACAGAAAUGCCAAGGGAAAAGAUUUCCGGAGCACAGCUCCAUUCUUCUGCAAUUAAUGGUGAAACUGUCUACAUUAUUGCUUACUCCUCCUGCAUAGCUCUCAUCCUAGGAAUAGUCCUGUUGACUCUCCUAAAGAUCAGGCAAGACACGAACUGCCUGAUUGUCCCCUUGCACUGUUCUGGGAGCCAUGGUCCCAAACACCAUCCUGGAUCCCACCUUGUGCCUAGGAGCUCUGGAUUUCUCUCUAUAGCUGCGUUGUUUGGCUAGAUUUCAGCUUCUAUUUACUACCAGUGAGUUGUCUUUGUUAAAUCUUUGUGACAAUCUAGUCCUGGUGAGCACAAAAGAAUGGACUGCUGUUUCUUAUUCAGCUGUUACCAUGAAUAGCACAUGUAUUGCCUUGUUAUAAUAGCAUUUGAUUAAUUAACUUUAUUUCAAAUGUGAUUAGUUUUAAUUUUGUUUGAAUUAUCACUAAAUGUAACUCACCUCCAGUUUUGACCAUGAGACCAAUGGUCUAGGGCCACAUCUAGUGCUAGAUGACUGAUCUAGGACUAGAAAUUAACGUGAUCAGAAAAGCAAGAAUCUCUGCUCUUCUAUGUGACUCUUGCUUCUGGCUUUGGUAGCUUGCAAAGUUAUUACUGUAGAGCAAAAUCUUAAGUGUGCAGUUCUGUUGGGGAGAGGCUUAGAAA
Zonotrichia leucophrys gambelii is the source of this 2145-nucleotide messenger RNA. RefSeq names its product GDNF family receptor alpha like (gene GFRAL). The coding region runs from base 62 to 1726 and encodes 554 amino acids. Gene Ontology annotation, cellular component: external side of plasma membrane; signaling receptor complex. The transcript is spliced from 10 exons. Gene Ontology annotation, biological process: nervous system development. The record is from RefSeq and is a predicted model, not a curated record. NCBI's taxonomy places the organism in Eukaryota, Metazoa, Chordata, Aves, Passeriformes, Passerellidae. Gene Ontology annotation, molecular function: signaling receptor activity.